GAAGCACCUUUCAAGAAACCCUCUCGAUCAUCGUCGUCGUCUUCUUCUCCGAGAAAUGGCUGACGAUCUCUUCCGCCGUAACAGACCUUUCAACCAACUCGAUGACUUCUACACCGACUGGUCCAGACACGUAACCGAACGCUGUCUCCCUACCUUACGGGAUUUCCCUACCGACGCCAAGAACAAAGCCGUCCUCGGCGACAUACACUCAUACUACGACACUCUAAACCACUACGCCAACAAAAACACGAUCCUCUACUUCCUCUUACCCUCAUGGCGCAGCAACUCGCUCGAGACGCCGAUCCUCCUCCUCGGCGACAUCAACCCUCUUCUUUUCACCAGCCUUGUCCAGUCUUUCAUCGACGACGUCGGACUCAGUCAAGAUCGGAUCCGCACUUUCAGUACUCUUGCUGCGUGGGAAGACUUGUCGCUCCAGCUCGAGACCACUAUCAACGAAACAGUCUCGCGUCUGCUACGUGAGAUGAGGGAAGCGCAAGACGGUUUUAUAAGACGUUUCUCGGAUAAGUGGGUGUCGUCGUUUCGUGAUUCUCAGAGUGGAACGGUAGUGAUGGAGACGGCGACUUCAGUGACGACGGAUGAGGAGGGUGGUGGUGCGGCGAUCAUGGAGGAGCUUGUGAGAAUGUUCCGUGAAGCGAAUCAACUGAGGAUGAGUGUGAUCACCGACAUUGCUGGAGUGUUGAACAUGAAUCAAAAGGUUCUCUUUCUUGAAAGCGUGUGCAAGCUUCUUUCAGGGUUUAAACAUCAGGAUAAUGCUUUUCAGAAUUCUCUAUUUGGUUAUAAUCUCAUUAACCAGCAGCUUCCACCAGAUGAUGACAAUCUCUUCAAGCCUCCUCAUCCAUCGGAAGAGGUUAAUGCACACCAUAAUUAUCAUCCUCAGCCCAUGGUGCAGCCGCAGUAUCCACCUCUGCUUCCACCAGAUGACCACCAGCUCUUCCGGCCUUUUGAUCCAUCCGGAUUGGUUCACCAGAACAAUAAUCCUCCGCCCAUGAUGCAGCCGCAGUAUCCACCUCUGCUUCCACCAUAUGGCCACCAGCUCUUCCGGCCUUUUGAUCCAUCCGGAUUUUUUAUUGUACAGUAUUAUCUUCCGCCCAUGAUGCAGCAGCGUCCACCACCGCCCACGUAUCAGUAUGCACGUCCGUUUCCACGACACGGCCAGCUCUUCCCGCCUUUUGCUCCAUUCGGAGUGGUUCUUGGCGCACACCACAAUUUUCAUCCGCAUGCACCUCAGCCUCCACCACCGCCCAUGGCCCAGCACCAGCAGCAUGCACCUGAACAGGAUCACGUUAUAUAUGUUGGGAACUUGGCCCCAUGGGCCACGCGUGAGUUGCUACUCCAGCGGUUUAGUCGUUAUCAUUCGGCUAGGGACGCAAAGAUUUGCGUUGACCAAGGAAGUGGAGCCACAUAUGGUUUUGUUAGCUUUGCAGAUGUAAGGGAGAAAGUACAUGCCAUGAACGAAAUGAACCUUAAAAUAUUUUUAGAUAGGGAAAUGCAUAUUGGUCCUGCAGCUAAGAACUCUAUCUACUAGUCCCACUUUCCUUCACUAUAUACUUGGGAUUGAUAUGAUACUAAAAGUAGUUUCUAGAGUCUCUUUGUUUUUUGUACUUCUCCUUAGAUUUGCUUCUCUUUUACGCCUUAAUCUGUAAGCUGAACCAGACUAUUAAUAUGAACUGAGGAUUUGUUUCGGUUACCAUUUUAGACUAUGUGCUCUCUCAGCGUUUAAAUAAAUUAUGAAAAGAGUGUGAUUUUAAAUACAGCUUAAUUCAUGGAUAAUAUGGAAAAAAAAAUGAUCAAUUCAAAGAUAUAAUAGCAGAGACUAUUAAAGAUAUAGAAAGCUAAAAUGUGAAAAAAAAA
Messenger RNA from Brassica napus (rape), 1872 nucleotides. RefSeq lists its product as uncharacterized. Gene Ontology annotation, biological process: DNA-templated transcription. Gene Ontology annotation, cellular component: cytosol. Gene Ontology annotation, molecular function: sequence-specific DNA binding; mRNA binding. The record is from RefSeq and is a predicted model, not a curated record. The transcript is spliced from 2 exons. Bases 56 to 1546 code for a protein of 496 amino acids. Lineage: Eukaryota; Viridiplantae; Streptophyta; Magnoliopsida; Brassicales; Brassicaceae.